This is a messenger RNA of Alternaria alternata, 1731 nucleotides long. Its product is annotated as transcriptional regulator medusa. Bases 1 to 1731 code for a protein of 576 amino acids. Gene Ontology annotation, cellular component: nucleus. The transcript has 3 exons. Lineage: Eukaryota; Fungi; Ascomycota; Dothideomycetes; Pleosporales; Pleosporaceae. The record is from RefSeq and is a predicted model, not a curated record.
AUGUCUGGAUACGGCAAGAACCAUGAAUAUGUAUAUGAUGCCGAAGCCACCAGAUCAAAUCAGGUUGCGAGCUACCCAGGCAUUGCGCAGCCCGCAUUCGCCUCGCAUUACACGGAUGCGCCCGCGCUACUAGGCCAUGAGUCCACGAGUGCAGAGGUGCCCUACAUCCCUAGCUCGACGUACGAGUCACGCGGCAUAGGAGACGUUCAAUCCAAUCCAGCAUUUAUCGAUGCAAUAGCUCGUCAUCCCGCCUCACUUGCAGAUACUGAAACGGAAAUCACCGAACCGAUUACACCUGCGCAAGGUACAGCUGGAUCUCUGGUAACGUUGCAACUCCGGACGAAUUACGACCUUGAUGCGAACCAACAUACCUUCAUACUCAUGUUUGGCCAAAAGAAGUGCGUUGGUGCACUUCAAAAAGUCGACUACGAAGACGACGAAUCGUGGUACAACUACGUACUGAACGUCGAAGUGCCCCCUUUCCCACUGACCAACACAUUCGAUCCAACCAUGAUGUUGAAACUGCAGAUGGAAGAUAAGAUGGGUAACCUACGAUCGCAAACGAACGCGGGAAAGUUCACCUAUACCGACAUGUCGCCAAACCUCGCAUAUCAAUCAUCGCCGGAUUUCUCAAGAAAACGAAAGUACUCCCCCGAGUUUGGCAAUGGUCGAGAAUUUUCCGACGGUAACGCUGCAAAGCGAACGUUUGCGAAGCCACGCGCUAUGUCUGGAGCGUACUCUGCUGCACACAUGUCACCGCUGGCGACCCAGUCUGCGCUGGCCAGUUCGUACGCACAGAGUAGCAGGUACAACCUAGCAAAGCCAGCAAACUACGGUUCGCAACUGUCGCAGAAAGGCCUUUACGCAGUACCCUCAGGCAUGGGCAUGAGCCAUGGUGAAUACGAGCUUCCGCAGAUGUCGCCAAUGCUGCAUUCAUAUGCUCCCUAUAACUCCCUCGCCAGUACUGGUCGAAACCACACAGCCCCCGUCUUGCCUUCACCGUCCACUAUUUCUACACCAGUCCUCGUCCGAGCCACACAUCUUGCGCAGGCGAGUGGGAGCACUUCUUCGGUCCGGCCUUUCAAUCCGUAUGCUAUGAGUCAGAGCAAGGCGGUGCUAAAGAUAGACGGAGAUCUUGACAAGAUGGCAGACGAUUGGUCGCAGGAAGAGUUGGAGGCCAAAAGGCGGCUUGUUGGGUUCGAACGAUCGCAAAAUGGCAGCACCAUAACGACUUCCUUCGAGCCUACUCCAGGAGAAGGUCGGGAUGCACGUCGUAUCUGUGUCAGCUGUAUCUGGUGGGAAGAAAAGGACGAGUGCUUCAUCACAAGUGUAGACACGAUAUAUCUUCUGGAGCAACUCGUGAACGUACGCUUUACCGUCGAGGAGAAAAAUCGCAUACGUCGCAACCUCGAGGGUUUUCGCCCUCUCACCGUUUCGAAGGCAAGACCAGAUAGCGAAGGAUUCUUCAAGGUUAUCAUGGGCUUUCCCCAUCCCAAACCUCGCAAUAUCGAGAAAGACGUCAAAGUAUUUCCCUGGAAGAUACUCGCGCAUGCACUAAAGAAGAUCAUCAGCAAAUAUCUAUGCCUCAACGGCCAGUGCUGGGCAUCUCCCACUUUCCACAACCUCCUCGUACGCUCCAAGCGCCACCCCACAGGCAACAUUGAGCGCCCAUCGAAACGCGUCACCACAAUCAGUACCCACGUCCACUGCUUCAACGGCCUACACGCGUAA